Messenger RNA from Brettanomyces bruxellensis, 2571 nucleotides. RefSeq lists its product as uncharacterized. The record is from RefSeq and is a predicted model, not a curated record. NCBI's taxonomy places the organism in Eukaryota, Fungi, Ascomycota, Pichiomycetes, Pichiales, Pichiaceae. Bases 1 to 2571 code for a protein of 856 amino acids. Gene Ontology annotation, cellular component: plasma membrane. Gene Ontology annotation, biological process: actin cortical patch localization. The transcript has a single exon.
AUGACUUUAGAUCCAAGGAUGGCCACUGUUAAUACAAAUAGGGCCCCUCCUAUUGAUACUACAAAUACCUCUGCGUCAGAAGAUGGUGCUAUGAAAUUGCUUUCACCAUUUGUUGCCAAUAGACCCGCAGAGGAAAGCGUUCCUGCAUCUGUUUUUGAUUACAUAGUGUGCACUGAAUUUGACAAAAAGAAAGGGCUCAAUGUUACCAAACAAUAUCCAUUGGAUCUUCCCCUGAUUUCAAAUCAGUUGGAUAAUCUCAUGGGUUUGAUUAUGCCUCCAAAUCUUCAAAAGUUUCUAAACAGAGAGCACUACACGAUGGUUCCUAUGUACAUUGAUCUGGCUACAAGUUUGCUUUCAUAUUCUAAAGACACUCUUACGUUUGUUCCUUGCUAUUUAUAUAGCUUGAGUUAUUUCCAAAAUGACAACACCUACAGAAACGGUACGGCGAGAGCCAUCUCCAUAGUUACGCGCCUUCCCAUCGUUCAAGUUUUCAAGCCGUUGAUGUAUUUCAUGCUUCAAAAUGAAUUCCAGGAGUCGGUGGGUUCUUUGCAGAUUCAAACGGUUUGGCAAAAUAUGAAUAAAAUGCCCAUUCCGGAGGUUAUUGAUGCCUAUAAGAAGUUAUCAUAUGAUGAACGUUUUGUUCUCACUAGACUAGAUCAGGGGAAGCCGGUGCUAUCUUCUGAACUUAGGGAAUUCUUCCCCCAUUCUGACGGUUCCCUAAUAAAAUGUACAGUUAAUCUUGGAAAAAUCGAUUUCCCAAUUCAAAUUCCGGAAACAUCCCUUCUUUGUUCUCGCCUGGCAAUGUAUGGUGCUGAUCUUCAAAAAGAUUCUAACUUACGCAAUCUUUUAGAAACUCUUCAAAAGUGUGAGAUUGAAUAUGAUGGUGGAUAUCAAGAAUGUUCUAUGGCACCUUACAAGGGUAUUGAUCCAUUGUGUUUGAUCUUGAAUGCCGUUUUACUACGUAAAAGGAUAGUCUUGUAUUGUUAUGAUUCUUGCUAUAACAUUGUGAUGGAUUUUGGAUCAUCGUUGCUAUCCUUGUUUAACGACGAGUUACAUUAUCAAUAUCCAUUUUACCCAAUUCUUGAUCUCGGGACUCUGGAUUUAAUUAAGGGAUAUAAAUCAUACCUCAUUGGUACCUCAAAUUUACUUUUCAAGGAAAAACUAACCUGGGAUGUUUAUUUUGACAUGGACUUAAAAAAGAUUUACGUCCGACCUGGUGAUCAAAAUGUUGGUUCUGAGUUCUUUUUGGAGUCUGGCUCCUCUUCAGACGAUAAGCGUAUUAGUGUCAUAAGUAGUGGUAUUAGAAGUUUAUUUAAACAUGGAGAUUCCGUGGCAAGCGAGUUCCGACAAUCUCUGAAUACAUUUUCCAGUUCUUCUGCUUCCAUUCUGUCCGAUACAUCUUCAAUUUCAUCUAUGUGCUCGCCUGAUUCGACUGCCGCUUUUAAGCUUUCAUCAUGGGACCCGCUCUACUUUCCUCAUAUCAAGAAGGAAAGAGUUGACAAAUUUUUAGACUCCAAGCGGGACGCCAAUUUUUUCCAAUUUGGCUUUCAUUUUCAAAAGAUUCCAUUUGAGAAGACGAUAUUUGCAAGUGGAAAGAGAACGUCUCUUCCAAGUAUUGAUACUAAACUUCUCAGUCAGGUACAACUCUUACUUGCCGAGCACCAUACGGAUCUAACAAUUUACAUCGUAAUUACGAAUUACUUACGGAAUUUGACAUCCAAUAUAUUACCUUCAUUUUAUCACUAUUUAAAUUGGUUCAAAUUGAGGGAAUACAGGAAAUUCAUUCAAAGUAAACUAUCGGAUGAUAGUUCAAGAAAUUCUAAGAGCAAUACAUCAACCCCUUUGGAGCUGAGGAACUAUAUUAAAAAUGAGAAGAUAAUACUUCCAUUACCUCUGAAUUACAAGUACUCGCCGGAAACAACAUUCGUUGACAGUUCUAAACAGCAUCAUUAUUAUUCAAGGAUUGUGUACCAAAAUAGGCAGUUGAUGAAGCUUGCCACCGCUUACGACAACACGAUAUUUUAUGUUGGAAGUGAAGACAAGGAUUUGAUUCCUGGAUUUUUAUUUGAUUGGCAAGGUGAAGUUUUGAGAUAUGACGUUUGCUACACACUUUCCAUUUUUGAUAGAUUAAUAGAUGGGAAGUCAUCUGAAAGCUGGAGACUUAAUAUGUCAUUUCUUCUUCAGUUUUAUAAGUCUAUGAACCAGGUGUUAAAAACGGACAAAAAGCACUUUAUCAGACUUCUUGCUGAAUAUUUUACAAUUAGUGAAUUGCCUUCGGAGUUCAAGGAAGAUGGUGAUGAUGGUGCUGAAACACGAAUAAAUGAUGAUAUACUUGCCCAAUGUUAUGGGCAGGGUUUUGCACGUUUCAAUAAGCUUGUGCUUAUUGCUGCUUCAUAUCAGGUUGCUAAAGGUAGCAUAAAGGUAAAAAGAAAGAAGGAUCUCGUACUCACAGAGUUCAAGAAGGUCCUAAGCUCUAUUCUUAAUAACUCUUUCUUCAAACACCACAUGCUUCAUCAUCUAGAUGAUUAUAUGAAACUCAAUAUUAAUGAUUUCAUAGAUUAUCACAUGUGA